AUGGACGACAACUCAUUAAGAAACCAGCUGCGAAUAGUUUUUGAACAAAUUGAUAAAGAUAAGUCUGGAACACUAUCCUUGGAUGAAAUCGAAGAAGGACUCAAAAUGGUAAAUCUGGGUAGCGAAGUUAAUAUCAAAGAAAUUGCACAAGAAAUCUUCAAUGAAACCAAAACAGAUGGCCUUAAUACAGUUAGUUAUGAAUCUUUUCUUGCUUGAAACCUUCGAAAAAUAACAUCAAAAAUUGCAAGAGGCCAAGCUUCAGCAUUGGCUGAAAUGUUUAUCAGCCCAGCUUUCAAAGUUGUCAAUAUUUUAAAAACUGUCUUGCCAAUGGUCCCAUAUGAGAAAAGUUUAGAGGUUCAGUGGUGCAUUGACCAGAUUUCAGGGGGAGAAAUUUAUUCUGCUGGAAAAAUAACUAACUCUCUAAUAAAUAUCUAUUUUUUUUUGGAAAAAUUUUUAUCCUUUUUAGAAUAUUUUUUUGGUUUUUAAUUGAGGAGCAAGCAAUCAUUGGAUACAACCAGCUUGACAACUGAUACCCUAUUAAUUAUUGGAUUUUUUUCAAACAUGAAUAAAGUAAAACAAAUUGAAAAUGAUGUUAAUAGUUCUGCAGAAAUUCAAAGGAAAAGGAAAAGCCUAAACAUGUCUAUUUUUCGAAGGCCCUCCAUGCCACCUCUUGAUGCCGACAUAAACGAUAUAGAUUUGAAUAUUUUCAACCUCAGAAGCCAAGUAAGCAACCCAAAUCAUGUUUUACAUUUUAUCUCAGACAAAGUCUUUAACCACUGAGAUCUUUACAACAAAAUGUCAAUCGAUCCCAAAACUUUUAAUAAAUAUACAGAGCGAGUAGCAGAAGGAUAUAGAGACAACCCAUACCACAACAAUAUCCAUGCUGCUGAUGUCAUGCAAUUUUGCCACUUAGUUUUAUAUAAAGGAAAUUUAGUAGAGAUUGCGAAGUUGGAUACUAUCCACAUAUUGUCAUUUGUAUUGGCUGGAAUGAUUCAUGAUUUAAAGCACCCAGGAGUCACAAAUUCUUUUAUAGAAGCUAACCUAGAUGAACUAGCUUUAAUGUAUAAUGAUAGAUCUGUCCUUGAAAACUUUCAUGUCUCUGAAGCUUUUAGAAUAUCUCAAAAUGCUAAUUGCAACAUUUUUGAAGGAUUAGAAAAGGAAGAAUUUAGAAUGAUAAGGCAUCUGAUAAUUAGAAGCGUUCUAGGUACAGAUGUUCAGUAUCACGGGAUACAAUUAGGAUGGGUGCAAAAUAAAUUGCAAAAUCAGCCUUUGUCUAAUGAAAAAGAAACAGUUCUGGAGGUAUUUUUGCAUGCUGCUGAUAUUUCUCACAGCACAAGACAGUGAGAAGUUCAUCAUAGCUGGUCUUCUCUUUUACAAGAGGAGUUUUUUGCUCAAGGAGAUAUUGAAAAGCAGAUGGGCAGGACUGUGAUUUCAUUAUUUGACAGAGAAAAGGCAUCAGUUCCAUCUCUUCAGCUUGGCUUUAUUAAUGGUGUUAUUUUACCAUAUUUUUCCCCAUUGCUGAAAUUGACCCCUGAAAUAGAAUCUUACAUUAGGUCCAUAGAAAAGAAUCGUGAUUAUUGGGCUGAGCUUAUUUAA
This is a messenger RNA of Blepharisma stoltei, 1596 nucleotides long. The record is from the annotation of a GenBank genome assembly. NCBI's taxonomy places the organism in Eukaryota, Ciliophora, Heterotrichea, Heterotrichida, Blepharismidae.